AGCCAUAUUGUUAUUGCUUGGAAAGUAGCGAGCGGCAGGAAAGAAGAGUGAACCAGCGGAGUGGAGGUAGUAGUCGCUAGCUACUUUUAGUUUGGAAUAAAAGGAAUAUAAAUUGAUCUCCAAGUACCUGGCAGAAAUUAAGAACUGGAUAAGAGAGGAUGCAUUAACUGAAACGUGAUAAGCUGUUCUCUGAUGAGGCUGAUCGUGUGAGGUAGAACAGAAGUACAGUCGCUGUCAUCAUCAGUUUCACUCGCAGAUUACAAAAUACACGGAAAGAAAAGAUGGUGGAUCGCCUGGCUAACAGCGAAGCAAAUUCAAAACGAAUAAAUGUUGUGGAGGGGUGCUUUGGAGCAGCUGGUCAACCCCUGGCUAUUCCUGGUAGAGUCCUCAUCGGAGAAGGGGUGCUAACAAAACUCUGCAGAAAGAAACCGAAAGCCAGGCAGUUUUUCCUCUUCAAUGACAUCCUUGUAUACGGUAACAUUGUCAUUCAGAAAAAGAAGUACAACAAACAGCACAUAAUUCCUCUGGAAAAUGUCACAAUUGAUUCUAUUGAGGAUGAAGGGGACCUACGGAACGGAUGGCUUAUAAAAACUCCUACCAAAUCCUUUGCUGUUUAUGCAGCUACCGCCACAGAGAAGUCAGAGUGGAUGAACCACAUCAGCAAGUGUGUGUCCGACUUGCUUGAAAAAAGCGGAAAAGCACCAAACAGUGAACAUGCUGCAGUGUGGGUACCUGAUUCAGAGGCCACCGUGUGUAUGCGUUGUCAGAAAAUCAAGUUUACACCGGUUAGCCGCAGGCAUCACUGUCGCAAGUGUGGGUUUGUGGUGUGUGGGCCCUGCUCAGAGAAAAAGUUUCUGCUUCCCAGUCAGUCCUCCAAGCCAGUGAGGGUCUGUGAGUUUUGCUACGAUCAGCUCUCCAGUGGGCAGCUGAGUGCAAGCUUGCCCCCCAGAUCAGACUCUUACAAAUUUCCCAUGAAUAAUGUAUCGGAUGACGACGAUGAUGAUGACAGCAGUGACUGAAUACAGCAAGCUUAUUCUAAUAUUUAGAAUAUUUAACAGAAUAUUUAGCUGGGCUUGAAAUUAGCAAACUUUUUUUUUUUUUUUUUUUUUUACAAUGCACCAUUAAAAAAAAAAAAAAAAAAAAAAAUCUGAAGUCCUUACCCUUUUUAAUGAUGGUUUAUUAAAUUUAUGAAAAUUUCAAACGUUUCCAAAACAUGUUCAUAGUUAAAUUCCUGAGAUUCACAGAUCUCUGUGUUUGGGUGAUUUUAUAAAACCUAUGUCUAUUAACCCUUUUAAUGCUAAAUAUUUGGACACACAAUAAAUAUAUUUUUCAUGAAAA
Molecule: messenger RNA, 1338 nt
Organism: Polyodon spathula (Mississippi paddlefish)
Lineage: Eukaryota; Metazoa; Chordata; Actinopteri; Acipenseriformes; Polyodontidae
Product: pleckstrin homology domain-containing family F member 2
Exons: 3
Coding region: 282-1019 (245 amino acids)
Molecular function (GO): phosphatidylinositol binding; metal ion binding
Source: RefSeq, a predicted model, not a curated record